AUGGAGUUAGUUCGCUGCACGGCCCGCGCGGCUGCGCUCGUACAGGCCAAUCGACUGAGCGCGGCGCAAGUGCUCCUGCGGGACGCUCUCAAGCGGCAACCGCUCGCGGGCUUCGAUGACGUUGCAGUGGCCCAGACCCAGCACGAGUUGGGGACGACGUUGCGGCUCACGGGAGCGCUCGACGAGGCGCUCGACGUCCUCACGGCGGCGCUCGACGUGCGUGACCGCUGGGACGCGUCCAUGGGCAUUGGAAUCGCUCUGCGCGACGGGAACCUCACGCGCGAAGAGGUGGCCAAAGUGCACGAGGCCAAAGGCGACUGUGCGACGGCGCUGAGCGUUCGGCAACCGGGUGCGCGCGUGUGCGGCAACGAGGCGUGCAAGGCACUCGACUAUCGGGACGAGACGCUGCAGGGCUGCAGCCGGUGCAAGUGCGUGUUUUACUGCUGCAAGCCGUGUCAGCGGCAGGACUGGAAGACGCGGCACAAAGGCUGUUGUCGGGCUGUUGAGGCAGACGCGGGGAGAGCGAGCAAAGACAUGAGUCGACUGAGUGUAACGGACAGUCGAAGAUGA
This is a messenger RNA of Hyaloperonospora brassicae, 570 nucleotides long. NCBI's taxonomy places the organism in Eukaryota, Oomycota, Peronosporomycetes, Peronosporales, Peronosporaceae. The record is from the annotation of a GenBank genome assembly.